This is a messenger RNA of Ceratosolen solmsi marchali, 369 nucleotides long. RefSeq names its product general odorant-binding protein 83a-like. The transcript has 5 exons. The record is from RefSeq and is a predicted model, not a curated record. Lineage: Eukaryota; Metazoa; Arthropoda; Insecta; Hymenoptera; Agaonidae. Gene Ontology annotation, molecular function: odorant binding. Bases 1 to 369 code for a protein of 122 amino acids.
AUGGAUAUUGACGGUCUUAAAAACAUGGUAAAACCUAUGAGUAAAUCCUGCAAAAGUAAAACUGGAGUUUCAGAUGAACUUGUUCAGGGUACGCAUAAUGGAGAAUUUCCACGAGAUCGAAAACUUAUGUGUUAUUUCAAGUGUAUUUCAGUGCUAUUAAAAAUUAUGAAUAAACAGGGUGAAGUUAAUACGAAAACUGUCGAGAAUCAAAUUAAUAUAUUAGCAAAUGACGAGGUAGCACCUCGAUUAAAAGAAGUUGCAAAAUUAUGUUAUGAGACAGUGGAACGUAAUGAAGAUGCUUGUGAAUAUGCUUUAGAUUUGGCAUAUUGCACAUUUACAAAAGACAGUUCGGUAUACUUUUUACCAUGA